Messenger RNA from Rhagoletis zephyria (snowberry fruit fly), 516 nucleotides. RefSeq lists its product as uncharacterized. The record is from RefSeq and is a predicted model, not a curated record. NCBI's taxonomy places the organism in Eukaryota, Metazoa, Arthropoda, Insecta, Diptera, Tephritidae.
AUGUCCUACAUGUGCACUACUAACAUAAAGCCAAAAAUUAAAGUACGCGUGCGGAAUGUCUGGUAUGAACCAGAUUUGUCUCCCGAGGGCAUUUAUCUUUGUCCCAUGCCUCAGCCACCGCCAGUGCCAAAAGGUGUAUUGUGGUUUACAAACUUGAAGCCACACGAAAGACUAUUCUAUCAUCAGACCUUGAAUUCCGUGCGAAAAAGUAAACGUUUCAUUGCAACACCAGAAAUACCACGCGAUUCAUUGGAUUUCCAGUUGCAAGCGCGUUACGAUCAUUCCCGUGAAGUAUUUCCAGAGCGUGUAGAUACAGUGUUGCAGCGAGAAAAAUGUCCUUACCAAAGGAUUGAAGGCUGUGGACCUGAUAGUGUAGUCGAACUGGCAACCUUUCGUGUGUUAAAAAAUGUUAAGGCAGUGGAGUUGCCUUCAAGUGACCAGCAAGAUCAUCCUUUGAAAAUUGGUGGUAUAAAAGAGAAGAUUUCACCACAUAGUGUUAAAUUUCUUAACAAGUAA